Molecule: messenger RNA, 1388 nt
Organism: Homalodisca vitripennis (glassy-winged sharpshooter)
Lineage: Eukaryota; Metazoa; Arthropoda; Insecta; Hemiptera; Cicadellidae
Product: juvenile hormone acid O-methyltransferase-like
Exons: 6
Coding region: 168-1010 (280 amino acids)
Source: RefSeq, a predicted model, not a curated record
UUGUGUAAUAUAGGUAUUGCAGAAAAGACCAAUACGCGUUUUGUCUUGUUUUUGUGAUGUGCCGUUCUGCUCGCCAGCAGUUUGUGUUUUGUUAAAUGUAAUGUUUUGAUAUUUUUUGUCACAAUAUUUCCACUGACGUUUUAUUUUUGUUGCUGUAUCAUUCAGAAAUGGACAAUGCUGAGUUGUAUGCAGUGUAUAAUUCAAUGCAGAAGAAGGAUACACAGAAAGCUCUUGCAGAGUUUAUGCCCAGAUUCUCCUGGUCUGAAGAUGAAAUGAUCCUUGAUGUUGGAUGUGGACCAGGAGAUGUUACUGCAGAAGUACUCUAUCCUUAUUUGCCAUCUUCAGCCAGACUGGUUGGUGUGGAUAUCAAUCCUAAGAUGGUGGAGUAUGCAAACAAAAAGUAUUCAUCAAGGAGUAUAAACUUUAAACAGUUGGAUUUUUCAACGAAGAAUAUAACUGAAGUCUUUCAUGAAAGGACAUUUUCUAAACUGUUUUCUUUUUACUGCCUACACUGGAUUCAGGAUCAACAACAGACCGCAAAGAACAUUUGGAGCGUGUUGCAGCCUGGUGGACAAUUUUUAAUAUUGAUGUCACCUAAAAACGCAGUGUUCAAAGUGUACCAAAUUAUGAGUCAAAUGGACAAAUGGAAAUCUUAUAUGAAGGACUUGGACGACUUUAUCCCUUAUUUCUACAAUUCAGCUGACCCUUGUGAGGAGAUCAAACACGUGCUGACAAGUCAGGGGCUGGAUGUUCAUGUGUGCGAGGAGAGAUUAGGCACAGUUUCUUUUCCCAACAGGAAAAUACAUAUGCGAUCAAACGAAGCAGUGAACCCCUUUGUCAAAAGAAUGAACCAAGACACUCGGGAACAGUUCAUGGCAAGUUUCGAACAGGUGGUGGAAGAGAACCAACUCUUCAAGGAAACCAUCUCGGGAGAGAUACUGGCCGAAAAUCAUCUAAUAGUUGUAUAUGGAAGGCGCCCGCUCGUGGAAACAUAUGCUGAACCUUUAUAGCAAGAAAAUGUCUUAGUUUAAGAGAAGUACUUUAGGAAUUUUGUUAUUAAAAGUUAUUCAUUUUGUUUAUAUUCAAUUUAAAAAGCAGCCAAUCUCUUGUGUGCAUAUUUUGUUUAACAUUAUAUGCACUGUGAUUGAGAUAUAAUGUGAUAUCAAUACAAAUAAUAUUUGUUCAAGACUGAUAGAAUCAAUUUGCCAAAGACGUAUUAUACUAUUUACAUUAACUUCAAAAGUAAUCUAUAGUUAAUCAGUAUCUAAUUAUUAUACAUGGUGUUAGUUACAUUAAUCUCUGUUACGAUAAUCUCAUUAUAAGCAGCAAAAACUUAAAAUUACACAACAUUCAUAUUCACUACUCAAUAGAUGAAUGAAUUAUAAAUG